AUGGAGCGCCAGAUGAAGGUAUGCGUCGUGGGAGCCGGAGGUUCCGGACUGCCCUGCAUUCAUUGGGCGAAGAUCUACGGCUUCGACGUCACGUGCUUCGAGGCGUCCGAGGAUAUUGGCGGGCUGUGGAGGUACAAGGACCACUCGACGAAUGAAUCCUCGGUGAUGAAGGGCACCGUCAUCAACACGAGCAAGGAGAUGACCGCCUACUCGGAUUAUCCCCCCGCGGCGGACAUCCCCAACUACAUGCACAACUCGAAGCUAAUGCAGUACUUCCGCGACUACGCCCGCGAUUUCCACCUGAACCCCCACAUCAAGCUGAAGCACAAGGUGCUCAACAUAGAGCGUACCGCGGAUUAUAGCAAGACUGGACAAUGGAAGGUUACGUACGAAAAUCAAUUCGAAGCUCAGCACGAAGAGAUAUUCGAUGGAGUAUUGCUAUGCACCGGCCAUCAUGCUGAUAACAACAUGCCGAAGUGGGAAGGGAUGGAGACGUUCCCGGGCAAAAUCUUGCACAGCCACGACUACAAAAGCCCGGAUGGCUACGGAGACAAAACGGCCGUCGUAAUUGGCGUCGGCAACUCGGGCGUCGACGUCGCCUGCGAGCUGGGCAGGGUGGCGAAACAGACGUAUCUGGUCAGUCGACGAGGCGCCUGGAUUUUCAGCCGGAUGAAGGGAAAUGACAAGUGCUUCGACAUGGAGCUCAAUAAUCGCUUCAUCGCGCUGAAAUUCCUGAAGGUGGUCCCGAUGCGAAUCCUGGAAAAGAUGGUCGAGCACGACGUUGACAGCCGCUUUGAUCACGAGAAAUUCGGGCUCAUGCCGAAACAUCCGAUUUUCAGGUUUUUAACU
This is a messenger RNA of Mesorhabditis spiculigera, 849 nucleotides long. Lineage: Eukaryota; Metazoa; Nematoda; Chromadorea; Rhabditida; Rhabditidae. The record is from the annotation of a GenBank genome assembly.